Messenger RNA from Oreochromis niloticus (Nile tilapia), 2124 nucleotides. Its product is annotated as ATP-dependent DNA helicase PIF1. The record is from RefSeq and is a predicted model, not a curated record. Bases 95 to 1102 code for a protein of 335 amino acids. Gene Ontology annotation, molecular function: DNA helicase activity. Lineage: Eukaryota; Metazoa; Chordata; Actinopteri; Cichliformes; Cichlidae. The transcript has 2 exons. Gene Ontology annotation, biological process: DNA repair; telomere maintenance.
CUUUAAAACCGCCGUAUCAGGGACUGGGAAUGCACUGGAUGAAGUGAGAGCUUCACUUUCAAAUGCAGAGAUUCUGGUCAUUGAUGAGAUAUCUAUGGUUUCUAAAGACCUUUUUGCCUACAUCCACUGGAGACUUCAGCAGAUCAAAGGAAACAAGAAGCCUUUUGGUGGGAUGUCUAUCCUUGCAGUAGGAGACUUUUACCAGCUGCCACCCCUUGGAAAAGCCAAACCACUCUGUGUGUACGAGGACAAUGUCCUUGAUCUCUGGAAAGACUAUUUCCACAUGGUCAACCUGACAGAAAUCAUGCGACAGAAAGAUGAUCAUUCUUUUGCUGAAGUUCUGAACAGGAUAAGAGUGAAGCAAAAAACAGAUUCUCUUGAAGCCAAUGAUAAAGCCUUGCUCACACAGGCUAUCCAUGACAUAAAAGACUGUCCAUCUAAUGUAUUACACAUUUAUGCUACAAACAAAGAGGUGGACAAACACAAUUCAGCAACUGUAACUGCUCUUCAUUCUGAUAUCAUAAAUAUUCAGGCCGAAGACUACAGAAAAGACCCACGAACGGGUGAGAUGGUCCUGCUGGCAGAUAUGAUGAAAGGCAACAAAAGAGAUUUACCUGAUAACAUACAAGCUGCACCUGGAGUGCGUGUUAUGAUUAUUAGAAAUUUGGAUGUUGAAGAUGGGCUUGUUAAUGGGACAUUUGGAACAAUCACGAACAUUGUGACAACCACACAGGAUGGACCAAACACUGUGAAUCUCAUUGGACUUACGCUGGACAAUCAAAAUUCUGGGCAAAAAUUUCGCAGAAAAAUACAAGGAUCCUCAGACAACCUCGUAUAUAUUGAGAAAUGUGAAGAAUCUACAAGUAAAAAAGGAGUUCUUCGCAGGCAAUUUCCAAUGAAGUUGGCCUUUGCAUGUACAGCUCACAAAGUACAAGGCAUGACAAUGGAGUCAGCAGUAGUAUGUUUGAAGCGUGUUUUUGAGCCUGGAAUGGCCUAUGUAGCACUCAGCCGCACAACCUCACUUAAAGGACUGUACAUCACAGACUUUGAUGAAAGGAAAAUCUAUGCUGAUCCUGCCAUCACAGAUGCACUCAAAAUAUGAGACAUGCAUCAUUUGAGAAUGCAAGACCACUGUUGCAAUUCUUAAAAUCAGUUGUUCCCACAGUCCCCACAUUGACAAUUAUCCAUCACAAUGCACAAGGUCUCCCAACUCACAUGGAGGACAUGAGAUGCCACCAUGAACUCAGCCUUGCUGAUGUUUUAUGCAUAACAGAAACUCACUUGUCUGGAUCAUCAGUUUCUCCCCGCUUCCAGCUGGAACAGUACAACAUGGCCACACGCAACAGACACGUCUCUUACACAAACCAUACAGACAUGGCAAAGGUAAAUGGCGGUGGAGUUGCAAUGUACUACAAAACAGUUCUUAUAGCAGAGUCUCGAAAAUACCUGCAAAAUGUGACUGACCUUGAAUUUGUUGUUAUCAAGGUUGAAUCGCCAGUCACAGCUUUGAUAGCAACUGUAUACAGGCCACCAAAUUACAGCCACGUGAGGUUUUUACCACAAAUGCAAUGUCUUUUGGACUCAUUGGAAAUGAUGAAUUGCCAACCAAUUAUUGUUUGUGGAGAUUUCAAUGAGGACCUUAUGAGCAGAGGAAAAAAACCCAUCCAAGAACUGUUUCAGUCAAGAGGAUAUGCACAACUGAUUACUGCUGCAACCACAGAAAAACACACAUUGAUUGAUCACCUUUACAUAUCACAGCCAUACGCCUGCCUCCAAUCAGGUGUUCUGAAUACAUAUCACAGUUAUCACAACCCCAUUUAUUGUGUAAUUCACUAACACAAAAUGACUGCAAGGUUGUGAGGGAUAUGGACUUGCCAAGUGAUCUUAGUGUCUUUGCAACUGAGCACACUCUACCACCAACAAGGACAGCUCACCAGUGGGAGCUGAUAGAUAAGACUGCUGAUGCGCUCUCAUCCAUUGAAGAGCUGACCAGAAACGUGAACAGAGAGACUGCAACUGCACCUGAUGGGAUCCCUGCCAUAACAGAUGUGUUCUGUCCAGUGAAGGCAGUGGAGAAGCCCUACACUGAUCUUGAAACUGUGCCACGCUAGUAGAGACCGGCUA